Phycomyces blakesleeanus NRRL 1555(-) is the source of this 435-nucleotide messenger RNA. RefSeq lists its product as hypothetical. The coding region runs from base 1 to 435 and encodes 144 amino acids. Lineage: Eukaryota; Fungi; Mucoromycota; Mucoromycetes; Mucorales; Phycomycetaceae. The transcript is spliced from 3 exons. The record is from RefSeq and is a predicted model, not a curated record.
AUGGGUCCAAGAACUAACAUCAACCAGAACGCAUGUACCAAUGGAUCAGCAUCUAGGCCAUUGAUCAACGCAGUCAACACUGACUGUAUAGGAUUAUCUAAUCCAAUGAUUGCUCCUAGACCAGACAAUAUAUCAAUUCCAGUGUCAGAGUUUAAUGAUGUAAUCAGUCUUCUCGCUACACUCAAUGACAAAAUGACAGCUGUUAGUUCCAAUGUUAGUGAAUUGAAAAUACAAUGCCAGGUAGGUGCUCAAUCGACUGACAUGCAAGCUGUUCUGGAUUCUGAUAUGAGUUCUCAGGACAUCAUAAGCAGCUCAAGACACCCAAAGAUUUCAUUUAACAAGAAUCUGGCAAGUGAUUUUAUGCUUUACAUUCGUUGUCAACCUGUAGCAGCCAUGGUACCACCAAAAGGGCUAUGUGGUAUUUGUUGUAAAUGA